Venustampulla echinocandica is the source of this 1479-nucleotide messenger RNA. RefSeq lists its product as uncharacterized. The record is from RefSeq and is a predicted model, not a curated record. The transcript has 6 exons. Lineage: Eukaryota; Fungi; Ascomycota; Leotiomycetes; Helotiales; Pleuroascaceae. The coding region runs from base 1 to 1479 and encodes 492 amino acids. Gene Ontology annotation, molecular function: oxidoreductase activity, acting on paired donors, with incorporation or reduction of molecular oxygen; heme binding; monooxygenase activity.
AUGAGGUUCGAUAUCACCGUCUUAGCCGUAAGCGUCUUGCUGGCUGCUGGUCUGUUGGCGGUGAUGCGAGGCAUUACCUCGAAACGAAAGGCGUGGAUCAGAGUAGGGCGCUCGCCGGGACCCUUUGGCGUCAACAGAAGAGCGGCGUCACAAGAGUUCCAACUGAAUGGACGGGCAUUGGUACGAGAUGGCUACCGAAAGCACAAGGGCCAGAACUUCGUCAUCCAGACGGCCCACAAGGAACAGCUGGUCAUCGCGCCCAAGUUUCUGCCUGAGAUCCGCAUGAUGCCAGAGUCGAAGCUCAGCCACGCGCAAGUCAUAAUCUACAACUUGGUGGGCGAGCACAUUGGCGCGGAAAUGGCCAUGGAGGGCCACCAGCACAUUGAUGUCGUUCGCGGUCCUCUGACGCGGAGUCUAAAAACGGUGGUCCCAAUUAUGCAUCGCGAGUACCGCCGCGCGAGCGAGGCUAUCUUCAGCCAAAUUCCUAAAGAUAGCAAUCAGAUGAAUGUAUACAGUUUCUGCUACGCCAUGGUCCAAGGUAUAACCUCGACCGUUUUUAUCGGCGAGGACCUCGCGCAUGGCGGCGGAUGGGACAAAAUUGUCAUGGAGUACUUUCCCGAAGCCAUGCGCAUUCGCAAUGCACUCAUACAUUGGCCGCGCCCUAUCCGGCCCAUCGUCAAACCCUUUCUGGUGCCUAAUAAUCAGUUGGAAAUGAUCCUGACAAGAGCAGAGCGUUUUCUUGAGGAGCCGAUCCGGAGGCGACGUGAACCAAACAACCACGACGUCGACAUCCUGAAGUUUCUGGCCGAAUAUAACGGGUCCCCGAGAAAGGUGGCAAUGCAAAGUCUGGGCAUUAUUACAGGAGCGUUGAAUACGUCCACCCAUGCUAUCACGCAAGCCAUCUAUGAUAUCUGCACCCAGCCGCAGUAUAUUGCUGACAUUCGUGCCGAAGCCAUCGAAGCCUUGGCCAGCGAAGGCGGGCAAUGGACAUUGGAAGUUUGCAAGAAACUUCAUCUUCUAGAUAGCUUCUUGAAAGAGUCGUUGCGCUUGCUGGCGCCUGAAGGCCUGGGUGUCACACGCAUCGCGACCUCUUCGUUUGGCCUGUCAGACGGGACAUGGAUCCCUCAAGGCACAUACCUAGCCGUGGCCGGUGAAGCCAUGGCUCUUGACCCUGACUUCUACCAGAACCCAGAGACGUUUGACGGGCGCCGCUUCAUCGACGCUGACGGCUACCCCCUCAAACCUGACCGCGAAUUCAGCGGCAUUGAGCCUGGUAAUGGCAUGUGGGGAAGUGGUCGUCUCACUUGUCCAGGGAGACAUUACGCCAGUGCCUUGAGCAAGAUAAUUGUCGCCAGCCUGCUGCUCAAGUACGAUAUAUCUUUUCCGGAGGGGCAAAAGGAGGGACCACCCGGUACAGAAGAUGAUGCAAAUAUUUUACCUGACGUAACUCAGAUGAUCAUCUUAUCAGAACGCGAGUGA